AUGGUGCGCCUGGUGCGGGUGCUGCGUCUGCUGAGGGUGGUACGCUUUUGCAGUGAGCUGCGCAUCAUGGUCAACGGCAUCGCUGGGUCAAUGAAGACUUUGUUCUGGGCAAUGCUAUUGCUGGGAAUUCUAAUGUUCAUAUUUGGAGUGACAUUCAUGCAACUGGCCUACAACCACCUGCGAAACACUGGCAUAGACAUAGAAUCAAGUGGUCUCGUGACUUACUAUGGCACCAUAGGAAGAAGCAUGCUGACCUUGUUCAUGGCAAUCUCAGGAGGAGUUGAUUGGAGAGAUGCCGUCGCUCCCCUGAGUGCAAUGAGCUGGAUCAUCGACUACUUCAUGGGAAUCUAUGUGUUCUUCACUGUCUUUUGCUUUAUCAAUGUCGUGACAGGUAUUUUUGUGGACAAUGCCAAGGAGCUUGGCGAGCAGGAGACGCUGCAUCAGCGUGCCGGGCAGUAUCUUCGCCGCCAGCGCUGGGUGAAAGAGGUCGUCAACCUUUUUGCAAAGAUGGAUGUGAGUAGUGAGGGCGACUUGUCCUAUGAGGAGUUCAUGGCAGAGAUCAAGGAUGAAAGGGUGCAGGACUGCUUCCGUCACUUGGGUAUCAACGUGGAGAACCAUACGGCCGACGAGCUCUUUGAGCUCUUUGACUUCGACGAUGACGGCAAGAUCGAUCCUUUCUCCUUUGAUCAAGCCAUCCGUCAAUUUCACGGCACUGCCAGAAGCAUUGAUGUCUACAAGAUCCGAAGGGAUACGCAGAAGAUCGGCAAGCAGCUGCAUUAUUUGGCCUGCGCCUUAGGAUGUGAUGCACACCGUGAGCUCCUGGAGUAG
Messenger RNA from Durusdinium trenchii, 828 nucleotides. Lineage: Eukaryota; Dinophyceae; Suessiales; Symbiodiniaceae. The record is from the annotation of a GenBank genome assembly.